AUGUGUCCUCUUUGGCCGCUACACCUCAUCAUCCUGUAUCUGCUGGCUUUAGGCCCAUUAUGGGUACUCUGCCAGUCAGUGCCGAACAUCAUAGCUUCUUUCCACCCAAUGGAAAUAAAGCUGAACAUGGGAGAGGAAGCUUUUGUACAAGUUGUUGUAAACGGUACGGGACUUCUACCAAACGAUGAAAUAAUAGCAAAAGUAGAUAUAGAGCAUAUAGCGAGUGCUCAAUGGAAUUCGUCAUAUAAAUUAGCUGACGACUAUGUUGAUGGUCAACUGUUUACAGCACCUUUGAAAGUACAUGGGAACUUUUUAGGACGAACGGAUGUCGUCAUUGAAGUGAAAAGACACAAGGAGGAGUUUGCAGCUAAUGGGACGUUGCCAGUCAUAGUUGUGCGACCAUCCCGAGUCAUAGACAAAUUGUUCACGAGCAGUGUUGCUAUAUUUGUGUCGUUAAUAUUUAUAAACUUCGGCUGCGCUAUGCAUUGGCCGACUGUCAAGGAGGUGCUUAUAAAACCAGUCGGGCCUAUCAUUGGAAUGUGCGGCCAGUUCCUGUUCAUGCCACUUUUAUCCUUCGGCCUAAGUUAUGUGAUAUUCCCAAAUUCAGCAGCUAUGCGCCUGGGCAUGUUUUGUACGGGGGUGUCACCCGCAGGUGGCGCCUCAAAUAUAUGGACGUUUAUAUUGGGCGGAAAUCUUAAUCUAUCACUCGCAAUGACUUCUAUUUGUACUUUGGCGUCAUUUGCAUUUAUGCCAGCGUGGCUCUUUUCCCUCGGCCAAGUGGUAUUUGGUAACGCAAACAUCGUGGUGCCAUACAAGCACAUCGCAUACUUUGUCGUAUGCCUCAUUGUACCAUUGUCGAUAGGGCUGGCAAUGCAGCGGUUCACGCCUAGAAUAGCAGCGUUCAUGGUGCGGAUUUUAAAGGGUUUUUCGACAACCUUACUUCUGUUUGUAAUCGUCUUUGCGAUUAUUACAAAUCUAUAUAUAUUCGAGCUGUUCACAUGGCAGAUAAUAGUAGCCGGCAUGGGUAUACCAUGGCUCGGUUACGUGGCGGGGUAUUUAGUGGCUAUCGCAUGCAAACAGCCGCACCCAGAUGCGUUAGCCAUAUCAAUAGAAACCGGUAUUCAGAAUACCGGUAUUGCGAUAUUCCUCCUGCGGUAUGCGUUACCGCAACCAGAGGCAGAUCUUACAACAGUCGUUCCUGUAUCGGUCGCUAUAAUGACGCCGAUACCUAUGACCAUGAUCUACAUCUACCAGAAAAUAAGGGGAUGCUACCGACGAAGAAAUGAGCACAAGAAAAUGCUCGAAGACUCGCCAACAUCAGACAGAGAAAGCGCCGGCAUCGAUGGAGCCACUUAUGACGCAAAAUAA
Pieris macdunnoughi is the source of this 1368-nucleotide messenger RNA. The record is from the annotation of a GenBank genome assembly. NCBI's taxonomy places the organism in Eukaryota, Metazoa, Arthropoda, Insecta, Lepidoptera, Pieridae.